GGAUCUCCAACGUGGAAAUGUAUCACCCUUUCUGUGGUGGGAUUUACACCUGCUUUCGGUGUUGUGGUGGCAGUACCUGAGAUGCUUGGAGGAUGGGGACUCCAACCUUGGACGUUUUCCUGGCUGAUGAACUACUGCUUCGCAGCCUGGUUAGCGACUCAAUUCCUCUACAACUUCAUGGCGUGUCAGUGGACUGAUGCUGGCAACUGCAAGACAAUCAAGCCGACGCAAGAGGUGACGGGUCAGUUCCAAAUGGGCGGUGAAGAGAGCGGGCUGGACUUGCUCUAUGCUCCAAAUUGGUGCGCGAAAUGCUCGCACUGGAAGCCUCCAAGGUCGCACCACUGUAGUACGUGCAAUCGGUGUGUUCUCCGCAUGGACCACCACUGUCCCUUCACUGGCAACUGCAUUGGUGCGCGAAACCACGGGCACUUCAUUCUCUUUUAUUUCUUUGCGGUGGUUGGUUUGACCUACUCGCUGGUACUGUCCGUGGGAGCCGCAUACAGUACAGACCAUAUUUCGAAAUGGCACGACUUGAUUAUACCAAAGUUCAAGGAGCACAAUGAUUUGCUAAAGCAGCACUUCAUGACUGGGCUCAUCGGAGUUGCCAUUUCUAUCAUGAUCGAGGUCGCUACAAAGAAAGGCAUCGCCGUGCUGGUUCAGCUGGUGGCUACAACACUGGCCUUCAUUCCAGUCCUGGGCACAGGGUUUCCAGCUUGCCAGAUGGCCUGGGGCAACGUGACCACCAUGGAGAGAAUGUUUCCCAUGAAGGAGUACGUUCAAUUGAAGGACAAGGUCUACUGUCCUUUGGGUCCUGGAUUCUACCGACACAGUGGUCAGGAGAAUCUGAAGACCAUUAUGGGUCCCAGGUGGUGGAUGCGACUGCUUCUGCCACUGCCGGGGAAAGUGGACAUGGAUCACAUGCUGAUGCCUCCGCCCAGUGGAGAAGGCAUUGCGGCCUUGAAAGAACGGAUUCAACAAGUGCAGACCGAUGGCGUCAAGCAAGAGGUCAAGAAUUGUCAGGAGUUGGGAUUUGAUCCUGGCCCUAGGUCAGAUCAAACGGUGUGAGACAGGGGUCGUGUACAAAACGUCCUAACCCCUUCGGUCUUGGUAGGUCGCCUGAUC
Cladocopium goreaui is the source of this 1122-nucleotide messenger RNA. Lineage: Eukaryota; Dinophyceae; Suessiales; Symbiodiniaceae. The record is from the annotation of a GenBank genome assembly.